AUGUUUUCUCUCCCGAUCCUCACAGCACUCUUCACUCUCGUCGCCUCAACCCCUCACCCGUCUUCCCUGAAAUGGGACGUCUACCUUCAACCAUCUGUCCCAGUCGUUUCUCCUCCCGGUCUACCUUCGAAUCUAAGCUUCUCCCCAACAGCUUUCACACUCGUUCAUUCCGCCCACCAUGCAAUCCUAAUCGACGCUCCAGUCACUUUCGCCACAACCGAGAAACUCGCUGAUUGGAUCAAAACUAAGAUCCAAGGCAAGAAACUAACACACAUCUACAUAACUCACGGCCACGGAGACCAUUUCUUUGGUCUUCCAAUCCUACAACAAAAGUUUCCAGGCGUGAAAGCUGUUACCACUCAACAAACCAUUGAUCACAUGAAUCAACAGCUUUUUCCGGAUGUAUUUGCAAGCUUCUGGGAUUCCCUUUUCCCCGGUGCCAUUCCUAUACCUACAAAUAGAACUGAGGUUAUCGACGCUUUACCGGAGAAUGGAAUAUUUUACAUUGAUGAUACAGAGAAGAAACACGUGGUUCAAGCUGUGAAGGUUGGACAGACGGAUACCUACAAUACUACCAUUCUCCAUAUCCCAUCGUUGGAUAUGGUGGUGACAGGCGAUGCAGUUUAUGGCUCUUGUUUCCAAUACCUUGUUGACACGAACACGACUGCACUAAGGAGUCAGUGGCUGAGUGCUUUGGAUGAGAUUGAAGGAUUGAAGCCGAAGAUUGUGGUACCAAGUCAUAUGCAGGAGGGCGAUGGGUUCGGACCUAAUCAUCUGAAGGAUACAAGGGGAUAUAUAGAUAAUUGGGAAAGAGAAGCUGAUAGGGUUGGAAAAAAGGGAGGUGCAAAGGGGAGGGAGGAGUUGGUUGAGAGAGUCAGGAAGCAAUAUCCUGAGAGGAUUGGAGACUUUAUUCUGGAGGUCAGUGUGCAGGAGGUCUUUACUCAAAAUUGA
Molecule: messenger RNA, 951 nt
Organism: Hymenoscyphus albidus
Lineage: Eukaryota; Fungi; Ascomycota; Leotiomycetes; Helotiales; Helotiaceae
Source: the annotation of a GenBank genome assembly